CUCUCACUGCGUUGCAGUGGGUCUUCUUGCACCUCUCCGGAUGUGCAUUUGUCACCUCUGAAGUGGCCAGAGACAGCGUGCGUGCACAUGGCUCCAGGUAAAGUUUCGUAUCCUACAGUAUACGUGGUGGACAGCCAAAUGAAGCCCCCUCCGUUGCCCCCCAAACCAGCCCGAAGACAGCGGAAAGACGUGAUCCAGACUCUACUGAUGAUCCUGGUUUGUGUGGCUCUGUGUGGCAUGGCUGUGGAGGCCUGUUUCAUCUACCAUCUGUUCACAUCCAAAGAAAACCAUACAUCUACAGAUGAAAUGCAGACUGCCAUGAGAAAACAAGAUAAAGAACAUACCGUGACCCCGAAACAGAAACUGCUUGGAGAAAUGAAGCCAUCAAAACCAAUGGCACAACUGACAACUGGUGAAAAACCUGUUAAUGGUGUCGUGCUGUGGCAUGAGAAUCAUGAAUCCAUUCUUCACCAUGUCAAACACAAUGCUGCUGAGGGCAGACUCAUCAUAGAGAAAGAAGGAUAUUACUCCGUCUACUCUAAGAUCAGCUUCAGGGAUGAUAAUAUGAUAUGCAUCCACUCUGUACUCAGACUUACACAUCGAUAUGUAGGAGGUGAGAUUCUGCUUCUUCAGUCCUCCAGGUACCAUCCUAAAACCCCGAGGCCUAUAAUCAAAGACAACAGCUACCUCAGUGGGAUGUUCCAUCUGUACAAAGGUGAUGCUGUCUUUGUCACAUUGAAAAAUUGUACACUUGUGUUAUCCAAUGCUGCUGAGAACUACUUUGGUGUGUUCAUGGUUUAGAUGGAUUCUGGAGUCAAACUGAUACCAUACGACUACUGUGCGAGUUGCAUAAGUUCUCAUCUAGAUCUGAUGGAUUGAUUUACUUUUCCUUCAAAGUUGUACUUUUCAAGUCAUUUUUCUAACUGGAAACAAGCUAGACACUUGAACCAGAAGGAAUCAAACUUUUGUUGAUCUUUUUAGAUAAGUUCAUUGUAUAGGAUACAGAAACUACUAUACAUACAUACAUACAUAAAUGUAGUAGUGGAUACACACACUUUCAUAUAUAUGAAAACAUACAUAUAUACAAGCCUUGUAAUAUUUUUGCCUGUGUGUGGCACCUGAUGCUCUGUUGAUCUACACUGUAAUUUUUUUUUCUAAAUAUUUUUAUUGAAGUAGUAAAUCAACCAAAGAUUAUUACAGUAAGUUUUACCCAAAAAAAUACCAUUUCAAAAUUCAACUUUUAAUUCAA
Molecule: messenger RNA, 1249 nt
Organism: Labeo rohita (rohu)
Lineage: Eukaryota; Metazoa; Chordata; Actinopteri; Cypriniformes; Cyprinidae
Gene: tnfsf14a
Product: TNF superfamily member 14
Exons: 4
Coding region: 88-801 (237 amino acids)
Biological process (GO): immune response
Cellular component (GO): membrane
Molecular function (GO): tumor necrosis factor receptor binding
Source: RefSeq, a predicted model, not a curated record